Quercus robur (English oak) is the source of this 498-nucleotide messenger RNA. Its product is annotated as lysine-rich arabinogalactan protein 19-like. The transcript has a single exon. Lineage: Eukaryota; Viridiplantae; Streptophyta; Magnoliopsida; Fagales; Fagaceae. The record is from RefSeq and is a predicted model, not a curated record. Bases 1 to 498 code for a protein of 165 amino acids.
AUGUCUACUCCUUCAUUAGCACUGCUUAGUCCUCAGUCAGACCCUAUUCCUAAUCCCUUACCUGUACUGCCUAUUCUUGCACCUAGUCCUCAGUCAAACCUUAUUCCUGCUUCAUCACCUACACUGCCUAGUCCUAUCUCUAGUACUCAGUCUGAUUCCUUAUUUGAUACACCUCUAUCACACUCUCAACCUAGUCCCAUCAAUGUCUCCAAUCUAGCAGCUCCUACUCCACCUUUACCUGACCUGCCUACCACAAUCCCACAUGUGCCUUCUGUUGUUCAGGUUCCUUCAACUGUUAAUUCACAUCCUAUGGUGACAAGGUCUAAAUAUGGCAUUUACAAGCCAAAGGCACUACUUGCUAAGACCAAUUCAGACAAGCUUGCUAAGCCAAACAAGCCUGCUAAGCUAGCUAAGUCCACAUCUAUUCCUAAGCCUGAUUACACCCUUACAGGAACCUCCUUCCUUCAAGGUUGCAAUUCAAUAUCUACAAUGGUGUAA